AUGGGUCGCAAGAACAAGAUCAAGAUUCAACAUGUAAGUGGUUUAUUUCAAAAAUUAGGGCAGACACGUAAAAGCUCUUCAAUUCAUAUUCAAAAUUUUAGAGAAUCUCCGUCAAUCGAAAGAACACUCUCCGGAGAAUCGCAAAGUUCUCGAUGAUAUUGGCAAUGUUUCGCAACGAUCAGUCGAUAUGACAACUGUGGAAAUCGUGAGAAAUAUGGCGUUGAGAGGUAUUUAGUUUUCUGAGUUUAUUCACAAUUCAAUAGGAUUAUUUCCAGAAACACCUGUUGAUAAGGUGAAUUAUCUUCUCGAUAUUUUGGAUCGCAAAAAUUCGGAGUUGCUGUGCUCGAGAAAACUCAUCGACUAUUUGAAAAAUUAG
Messenger RNA from Caenorhabditis angaria, 376 nucleotides. The record is from the annotation of a GenBank genome assembly. NCBI's taxonomy places the organism in Eukaryota, Metazoa, Nematoda, Chromadorea, Rhabditida, Rhabditidae.